This is a messenger RNA of Durusdinium trenchii, 1352 nucleotides long. NCBI's taxonomy places the organism in Eukaryota, Dinophyceae, Suessiales, Symbiodiniaceae. The record is from the annotation of a GenBank genome assembly.
GGGACAACACAUUUGUGAGCGUUAAACGCAAGUGUCAUGUAGAUUAUUUUUCCACUGCCCUCCCUGAGCAAAGGUCGCAUGUAAUUAUGUGAAUUGCUGCGUGCGAAGAUCGCAUUUGUUGGCUCAGACUGUUUGAUUUAGCUCAGCCUAGAAGACUUAGCUGUUGCUGCUUCCCUUCUUGGCAUGGCAAGAUGCAAGGCCAUUGACGUGGAGCUUGAACCAGAGGAGUGCGCACACUUGAUGGCCAUGAGAUUGAUCAGAGGGGCUGUGGCAGAGGACUGUGACGUGUCAAAGGAGAUGCUGAAACACGAUGGAUGUUAUGAAAUGGAAGAUGACGUGCUGAGCCUCAAUGGGGAUUCUGAGGAUGAAGGAGAACUUGUUCAUUUUGCAUGUGGUUUGGCCUCAGGUGCUUUGAAACAAGCUAUGCAGCUUGACCUUGCCAAAGCCUCUUGGGCUGCUGUCCAAGAAAACACAGCCGAUUUCCACGAAGUCAGAGGCUUCAGGGAUGAGGAAGAGGAAGAUGAUGAUUUCCAGGAGGUUCACAACACGGAGACUGGCGAGUUUGAGGUGCUAGCAUCUCAGAAUCUCACGGGAACUGUCCUGGAGGUUGAAAACAGUCCCGCCGACCAGGUCGAGAUGUUGCGUCAAGAGGCACGUGACCUGCUGCUCAAGGCUGCUGGCAACGGUCGCCUGGCUGCAGUCUUCAAGCAGCGGAGUAGCAAGGCUGAAACAUCCGAGCCCAUUCCAAGCAUCCCUGGGUCAAAAGCUCCCACCGUUUUCGAGUGCGAGUUACAGCCUCAUACUCGUACCAUGCACAAGAUCUCAAGUGCUCCAACCCUGAAGCGACAGCCUUCAGCUCAACUGUUGCAGGAGGUUGGUGCACCUCUUGAACCAUUUGCACAAUUGAAACUUGCUUGGUAUAUGGCAGGAUCUCCUUCCAAAAGUCUUCGUCAAAAAGAGCUCCUGUCCUUGCCAGCAGACUACCGUGGCCUUCAGAAGCUUCAUUCACUGACGACUCAGGGUGACUUUCUCCCACGCUGUGCUUCGCUGGGUUCCUUAAAGAAGGCUUUGCCACCCUUGAGGCCUUUCCGGUCUACCCGGCCAUGAUGGCGAAAAGAACAAGGGAGAGGUGCACUGACUGAGUCCCGCUGAUCACCUCCUCUAGAGGAAAGGCAUCAUUUUAGUCCACAUCUCGGAUCAUGUCUCAGGCUAAAGGCCUGACAUGCCAAGGUCCUCCCAGUGCCCACAUCCUUUGUGAGGUGUGGCAUUGCGACUACGGCAGUUCUUGAUGAUUGUGCUGUCUAUACGGUCUAUAGGUAUACGCCGUUUUUAUAUGGCUGAAUAAUAAUCCG